UUGUUGAAGCGCCUGAAUUCACGCACCGAGCACAUACUAACAUAGGCUAAUUAGAUGAUUUAAUUGUAUUAGGUACUAACACUUCACUGGCGGUUCUAUUCAUUGCAAUACAGUUAUCAUAUCGUCAGCUCCCGUUUUUUAUUAAUAAACCUCCCGGAUACUCCCGAACAUGGUCCUUCGAGCCGGAUGUGAAAUUUGCAUUGUUCUACGUGGAUAUAUAAGAAGAAGUGACGUGCAAUCAAUUAAAAGCGGAGUUAAUUAAAAUUAACAACUGAUUGGAGGUUACCGGCAACGUGGAAGUUGGACAAAUUUUGGAUUUACGUGGUGUUAAGUCUGGACUUAUGAGUGAUUAUCACCCAACACUCUCAUUUAAGGUUGAUACUCUCGUCUGCCAAAAUGACCACCGAAGAGAAGCUAGUUAAGAAACGGAGCAGCUACAAAGGCCGCUUAACUAUGUUUAUUAGUUACCUAGACACGGUAGAAAGUUUAAAAAAUUCCGAUAUUGCUGAAUUGCAAUUGCGUAUAGGUAAGGUGGAAUCAUUGUACGCGCAAUAUGACGAGGUGCAGUUGCAACUUGAAUGUGCAGCUGAUGACAUGCAAUCCCAGUUAAAUGAGCGAUCUAUGUUCGAGUCACAAUAUUACAAAGCGUUGGCCAGAGCUCAGAAUUUAUUAACUAAAUAUAAUAAAAGUAAUAACGAUGAUGCUUGUAGUGAGAAUGUUACCCGAGCUAGCAAUCAUAGGCUUGUUAAAUUACCUACCAUACAACUGCCAAAGUUUAGUGGAUCGUACGAGAACUGGUUGGAGUUUCAUGACACCUUCAGUAGUCUAAUUCACACUAAUGAUGAGAUUGACGAGAUUAACAAGUUUCAUUAUCUACGUGCCUCUCUGGAGGGAUCUGCUGCUGUGGUGAUUCAAUCAUUUGAAUUUUCGGCUAGUAAUUAUGCUGUAGCUUGGAAGGUGCUAUGUGAGCGUUUUGAUAACAAGCGGCUGCUGAUACAAAAUCACGUUUCAGCAUUAUUUAAUAUUGACCCGAUCUCAAGGGAAUCAUCUGUCGUUUUGAAACGUUUGAUAGACAACUUGAACAAAAACCUGCGAGCGUUAGAAUCAUUAGGUGAGCCAGUUAAACAAUGGGACACACUUUUAAUCCAUAUUGUUACGCAUAAAUUGGAUCAAAAAACUUACCGUGAGUGGGAGGAGUGUAAAGGACGUUUAGACCAGAAUAGCUCCAUCACGUUUGAUUUGUUUAUCCAAUUUGUGCGUGGCAGGGCUGACUUAAUCGAGACUUUAGAGAUGUCCCGUAACUUGAAUUCGACGUCACAUAAAUCGAGUUCUAAACUAAAGGCGAUGGUUUCCGUACAGCACACUAACAACAACAAUAACUCCAACACAGACUCAAUUAAAAAUGUUUGCCCAAAAUGCAAUGGUGACCAUAAUUUAUCUAAUUGCACACAAUUUCUUGCACUAAGUAACGAGGCUAGGUAUAACUCACUGCCAAAUUAUAAGGUCUGCUAUAAUUGUUUUAAAAUAGGUCACUACGCGAACCACUGCAAGAAGCCAGGUUGCAAACUGUGUAAACGUAAGCACAACACUCUCGUCCACGUCUCAGAGCCAAAAGUAAGUAAUGCAGUGGCAACUGACAACAUCUGUCAAAGGACCGAAAAACGGUCUGUAUUUGAACCUUCGACGUCUGUUGCUGCCACUGCACCUGCUAGCAUAAAUAAUGUAGCUUUAUCUGCAAACAUCGGUCAUCAACAGCAAGAUGUGCUAUUAUCAACCGCAUUAGUGAUAUUGCUUGAUUGCAACAAUGUCGAACACGUCGCGCGCGCAGUUUUAGACAGCGGAAGCACAUCCAGCUUUAUGACCGAAGAGUUGCACAUGCGACUAAAUCUAGAUGUCGCUCAGAUAGAUAGGUCAAUUAUGGGAAUUAAUAACGUGACUUCUCACGUAGGCAAAAGGUGUCGUGUACACUUAAAAUCUUUAGAUAAAUCUUAUUCUACAGAUCUUCAUUGUUUCGUUUUGCCAUCAAUUACGAGUAAUGUCCCCGGCCGCGAGCUAGAUCUAUCUACUUUACAACUGCCUUCUCAUAUUUGUCUGGCUGACCCUACAUUUUAUAAGCCUGCCGAAGUCGAUAUUUUAAUCGGGGCUGAUCUCUUUUGGGAUUUGUUAGGGUCGCAAAGGAUUAAGUUAGGAACUGGUAGGCCUGUUCUUUGUGAAACUAGGUUAGGAUGGAUUGUUUCAGGUCCUAACACUAGUAAUUAUGCCUCUUUGAUUUCAAGCGAAAUCAAAUGUAACUUCGCUAAAACUGAAUCACAUUAUACUGGUGAGAUGGAUGACAUUAGGCAGGACUUGACGCGGUUCUGGCAGCUAGAGGAAAUUAAUUCCAAGUCAUCGUCAUCACAUUACUCGCCCGAGGAGAAGUUAUGCGAAGAUCAUUUUGUUCAAAAUACGUCUCGUCUUCCUGAUGGACGAUUCUGCGUUCGGAUACCCCUUAAAAACGACCCUGAGUUGUUAGGUGACUCUCUUAAAAGAGCUACACAGUGUCUAUUUUCUUUAGAACGUAGUUUGAAGCGUAAACCUGAGACAAGUCAAAUGUACCACGACUUUCUCACUGAAUAUCAGUUGUUAGGCCAUAUGUCUGAAUGUGAGGGACCUCAUUCCUGCGCUGGAGCCUACUUUAUUCCGCAUCACGGAGUGUUACGUGAGAGCAGCUCCACGACAAAGCUACGCGUCGUGUUCAACGCAAGCAGUCCUACAACUUCAGGCAUUUCAUUUAAUGAUCUACAGAUGGUUGGCCCGGUAGUCCAGGAUGAUUUGCUGUCUAUUUUACUUCGUUUCAGGCAGCAUAAAUACAUUUUAGCAGCUGAUGUGGCGAAAAUGUACAGAUGCAUAGAAGUACAUCCUGAUGACAGAAAUCUACAGCAGAUUGUCUGGCGUGAUAAUUCUAGUAAUCCCAUCACAGCCGUUAAGUUGAAUACUGUCACCUAUGGUACAGCCAGUGCUCCGUUCCUUGCUACGCGCUGCCUUAAACAACUUGGCCUUGAAUGUAACGACAAGAAGAUAGCUGAAAUCAUAUUGCAUGACUUCUACGUCGAUGACUUGCUCACAGGCAGCGAUGAUUUGGAGGAAGCCAAGGCAAUACGUGAAAGCGUUACCACGGUGCUAGCAUCCGCAGGUAUGCAUUGA
This is a messenger RNA of Plutella xylostella (diamondback moth), 3183 nucleotides long. Lineage: Eukaryota; Metazoa; Arthropoda; Insecta; Lepidoptera; Plutellidae. The record is from RefSeq and is a predicted model, not a curated record.